AUGCACACACACACACACUCACAUACACACUCACAUGCACACCUGCAUGCACACGCCCGCACCCCUUCAGACGCGGUGAUCACCACGUGGGAUGUGAAGAACGCCAACAUCUUCUGGACAGCUAUGAUGAAGAUGCCUCUGGGCACACACCAGAUCAUGACGUACAAGUGCAUGAUCAUUGUGCACAAGCUACUGCACGACGGCCACCCCUCAGUCAUCCCUGCGACCUACCACCAGAAGACCAA
This is a messenger RNA of Sphaeroforma arctica JP610, 245 nucleotides long. RefSeq lists its product as hypothetical. The annotation marks the transcript as partial. The record is from RefSeq and is a predicted model, not a curated record. Gene Ontology annotation, cellular component: actin cortical patch; clathrin-coated vesicle. Lineage: Eukaryota; Ichthyosporea; Ichthyophonida. Gene Ontology annotation, biological process: endocytosis; actin filament organization; clathrin coat assembly. Gene Ontology annotation, molecular function: phosphatidylinositol-3,5-bisphosphate binding; clathrin light chain binding; phosphatidylinositol-3,4-bisphosphate binding. The transcript has a single exon.